Cottoperca gobio is the source of this 1611-nucleotide messenger RNA. It is a transcript of the gene acod1, whose product is annotated as aconitate decarboxylase 1. The coding region runs from base 46 to 1446 and encodes 466 amino acids. Lineage: Eukaryota; Metazoa; Chordata; Actinopteri; Perciformes; Bovichtidae. Gene Ontology annotation, cellular component: mitochondrion. Gene Ontology annotation, biological process: defense response. Gene Ontology annotation, molecular function: aconitate decarboxylase activity. The transcript is spliced from 5 exons. The record is from RefSeq and is a predicted model, not a curated record.
GCACUUUAAUGUUUUGUCACUUGAACACAUUGCUGAGCUGCAACAAUGCUACGCAAGGGUAUUACAGAGAGCUUUGGAGCUGCUAUCCACGCCUUAAACACCACUCAGCUGACAGAUGGUGUGAUUAGCAGGAGCAAGAGGAUGAUGCUGGACACCCUGGGUGUCGGGUUGUUAGGAACCAGGACAGCUGUCUUCAACAAGGCUCUCACGUACAGCCAGCUGUUCACGUCUGACGACAGGAGCAGUGUUUGGGGUAAAUCCAAGACAACUCUUCCUCCUCAUUACGCUGCAUUUGUCAACGGCAUCGCGGUUCACUCCAUGGACUUUGACGACACUUGGCACCCUGCGACUCAUCCCUCAGGAGCUGUGCUACCUGCCCUGCUGGCUCUGGCUGAGACGCUGCCCAGUCGGCCCUCUGGUCUGGACCUGCUGCUGGCCUUUAAUGUUGGCAUUGAGGUGCAGGGAAGACUCAUGAGGUUCUCCAGAGAGGCCUACAACAUCCCUGAGAGGUUCCACCCUCCAAGUGUUGUUGGGGUGAUGGGCAGCGCCGCAGCCUCAGCAAAGCUCCUGUGUCUGUCCCCUGCACAGUGUAGUCACGCUCUGGCUAUCGCAGCCUCCUCUGCUGGGGCUCCCUUGGCCAACGCUGCCACGCAAACCAAACCUCUCCAUAUUGGAAAUGCUGCUCGGAGAGGCCUGGAGGCCGCUCAGCUGGCCCGGAUGGGACUUGAGGGGAACCCAGCCAUCCUGGACUUAAACUGCGGGUUUGGGGUUUACUAUAAGAACUACAGUCCUUCAGAAAUGACUAUUCCUGCUUCGAGUGACUUUAAAUGGAUUCUGGAAGAUCAGGAUGUGGCUUUCAAGCGCAUCCCUGCUCACCUGGGGAUGCACUGGGUUGUGGAUGCAGCGCUGGCAGCCCGCGCAAAGCUUGACAAUACAGUCGGGAACUUUGACCUCAGUCAGAUCCGGCACGUCACACUUCGAGUGCCUCCGUCCAAGUACGUUAAUUGCCCCUUACCUGCCACAGAGCACCAAGCCAGGCACUCAUUUCAGUUCAACGCCUCUUCUGCGCUGCUAGAUAACAAAGUGACAGUGUCUUCCUUCAGUGAAACUCAGAUUAACCGGCCUGCUCUAAAGGAGCUCUUGUCCAAAGUCCUGGUGGAGACCCCGAAAGAUAACCAACCAAAUUUUGACAAGAUGUACUGUGAGGUGGAGAUAGAAACUGAUCAGGGGCAGAGUUAUGCAGCCAGAUGCGAUACCUUUUAUGGCCACUGGAGGAGGCCACUGAGUCAGAAGGAUCUGGUGGAGAAGUUCAGCGUUAAUGCUUCCUCAGCGUUGUGCACAGAGGGAGUGGAGGGCGUGAUCGAAGUGAUGGGAAACAUCGAGAGCGUGAGAGAAUGCUCAAUCUUGGGUUCAUAUCUGAGAAUGACAAGUGGUCAACAGGAGUAGUUCUACAGCAGAGUUUGUGAUUAUACAGUAUUUAAUGACGCCAAUGUGUGUGUUAUAUGUGUGAAAAUGUAAUAUUUUAAACUUUUCUAAUAGAAUCAUAAUGUUAAUAUUAAUAUUCAUCAUUUUUCUUGCAUGGAGUAAGAAAUAAACUGAACUGAAAUUUUU